AUGGACAACCCGGCGGCGGAUCCCUCUUCGCCGCCGGGUCGCUCUGUCCUGGGAACGCGCCACUCCACGACACCGACUGCCUCGGUGACGAAGUCACGAGAAGACGACCAGAAGCGUCGUACUUCCCGACGUCACGCCCGUGUCACAGAUGAUCAGGAGCCCCUCCCCGAGACGGCAAAGGACACGGCGAAGGCAAGGGCUGGAGACGACGGGAAUCAGUUGCCCGUGUACGUGUUCCUCCAGGAGUACCGAUCGCGUUCGGAUUCGGACGUCUUCGACACGAAGCGGCUUCACGCGUUGGUCGGCCGGUGGUGGCAAGAGAUCCGAAAUGCCCCCAUCCAAUUCACCGGGAGUCCGUUGUCAACCUCGAAGGUGUUGACUGCGAUUGCCAAGGAUGAGAACCUCGCCGCAUACUACGGUCUGGAGAAGGUUGGCGAAGGCAGGGGUCUCAGGUGGAAGUUAUGCAAGUCAUCCUUGUCCCAGGAACGCGACUGCGCACCGUGGAAGUUCAGUUUACCGUCGGGUUGGACAGAAGAGUUCGGCGCAGAUGGCAUGUGGAGGUUCAAGGCGAUGAUCGAUGGAACGCCUGUCUCGGACGCCAAGCUCGACGCGCAGUCCAAAGGCACUCGAGUUCUGCGUGAUCACAUUAGGCACAUGGAGGUGCAGCUGAGGAGAUGCCGCGAGGACGACGUCGUGAUCGCUGCCGACAACGAGCAGGGGCGCAGGCUCCACGAGACCUUGUCGGGAAACCCUGACGUGAAGGAUGUGUUCGCCAGACUCCCCGAGGGUAGCCUGGCAAGGGCGGUGGUCGAGGAGAUGAUGAGAUACAACCAGCACCGAGGCUCCGCGAAGGGGUGGCGCUUCAACGCGAAGGUACUUCGGUGGGCCUGCUACGCGUUGGCGAAGAUGGGUGGGGCUGGGUACCAGGUCCUCCGGGACGUUCUCCACCUCCCGCACAUCAAGCACGUCCAGAAGAUCGUGGCGGCUUCAACUUCUACGAAAAUGGGAGAACAGUACCACCUCAUCGAGGCGUUCGCCAAGAUGGCGUGCGAAGACAACCNUUCUACCAGUAGAUACGUUGAGCUGUUUUGGUUUUACUCUUUGUUGUGGAGGCCGUAUGGACUAGUGUUCGAUCUGUUGGGGAUCCUUGUCUGGGACUUGAUGCACCUCAACCAGAACGACUUUAGGGUCUGUCCGAACGGCGGGGGGAUUGAAGGCCUGGUCGACCGCGAUUCGUUCUUCCGCCACCCCCUGGACGCCGUGCAAGGGGUUGACGAACACAUCACCCUGGAAAAGACGCUCGAGACGUUCGUUGCGACCCAGUACCUGGAGGUGUUCUGGGUUAGCAUCGGGAACCCCAAGUACAAGUUCUGCGUGUACCGGGAAGCGGUGAGGGGCCUCAGCGGGCCCAAGAUCUCGCGGAUGCUCGACGAGAUCACGAACAAAUUGUACGAGGCCCACGAGGACAAGAAGUUCGACGUGAUCGGCACCGUCUGCGAUGGUGCCGCCGAGCACCGAUCCUUCCAGCAGCACUUCGCCACGACGACGUUCUCGGAGUGGGCGAAGAGCGACUCCGUGUUCGAGCAGCGUCACAAGGACUACCCCGUGGCCUUCAAGCAUCCCCACCAUGACGGGCCGGUGUUCAACAUGUCCGACCCUGUGCAUCUCCUCAAGAAGGUCGUCAACGCCCUCUGGUACAGCGGCCUCGACAGCAAAGAACGACAUCUCCAAAACCUGUGGUGGAACCCUCUGACGGACGCACCUGAGUUGGCGUCUUUUUCUCUGAAGACCCUGGAGAAGGCGUGGAGAGAGGAGGAGGGACACCGGGCCAAUCGUACCGCUGCAGAGCGUGCCGCGACAUUGCGCCGCUUCCUCAAGAUGGACGCUGCCUGCUUGGACAGGGACAGCCACACCUGCAUGAGCGUGAAGCUCUCGGCGAAGUGCGUGUCGAAGACCGCGAUGCAUGUCAUUGCCAGCGCCCAGGGGAAGCUUCUCGCCCUCGACAAACCUCCGAGCGGGGAACUCGCGUGCUACGCCGACGUCGCCGAGGUGAUGAACGACUUCCUGGACAUCAUGAAUGGUGUGUUUAAUGUCCUCGAACAGGACCGAGCUCACCCGCAGCGGAAGAAGGAAGGGUACAUCACCGGAGCCGAUUGCCCUCCGCUGACAAGGCUGUUGGAAGUCCUGCAGUUCUUCGACUCGUGGCAGAGCAACCUCCGGCACACCUUCGGGGGGAAGUGGGCGCCUCACUUCAUCACCGACGUGUCCUGGAAGGAUAUGCGCUCUUGCAUUCUUGGCUUCGUGGCCAUGUCACGGUACAUUUUCGCCGACCGCGAUCUCGUCGAAGAGGAGGGCGGUGUCCCCCGCCGCUUCCUGUACCCCCGCAUGUUCAGUCAGGACAUUCUCGAGCACAGGUUUGCCCACAUUCGGACGGGGAUGGGCACGCACAAGGCACCCACGGCAACACAGGCGGCCCGUCAAGCAAAGCAUGGAGACACCUGUCGAGUGUCCCAUGGCCUACAACGACGCAACGCGUCUCGAUCGACCGGUUCGUUCGAGGUUCAGUCGAGUGCUUCUAUUCGCGUUGCUCUGCCCGUCAACGCUUCUGAGCGGGAGGAAGUAGUGAGAGCCGCCACCUGGGACCGUGAUGACCAUGUAUUUGAGAGUCGCGCCUCGUGCUGUGUAACGGACUGUCACAUGUGUGGGGUUUGAAGGGAGGUAUCCUGCACGUAAGUGAUCAUUGCCGUAUGAGGGUCGACAAGCUGGCACUCUGUUGGUGUGGUGUGCGGGCGUGCCUGUAGUGCACACACGCUCAUGUCCUUCUCCUAUCUGUGUGUGCGAGAGGAAGCGUAUCCGUGCUGUGCUCAUGUUGGUGCGGUCCUGGUGCGUCGGGGGCUAGUACGUGUCUCAUUCAACUUUGUCGAGUCUCAUACCAGCCGUGGGUUAGGUUGGGCAAGGCGGUGGGUGCUGUGGUGGGUGUUCGGUUGGUUUGAGUUUGCUUGAAGUUGGUUUUGAUGUUGAAUUGGGUGGGGCGGUGAGUGGAAUCGGUGGCGGGGCGAUGUGUGUGCGUGUACCUUGUUGGGUAAGGUAGGAUCGUGUGAUGUUGGGUCUUCUACUUGUUUUCUUAUCUCGGCCGUUUGCGACAAAUUCGGUUGUUUCGUAGGGUGCGGGGGUGUGUUGGGGACGGCGUAGCCUAAAUUAUUGGGCUGGACGUUUUGGCGUUUUGUGUUGCGGGCGCCCUGUGUACUAAUAAACAAUGUUCACCCCACCGCGACCUGGUUUCUACUUGGUUUCGUCCGCAGCUUCUAGCGGAGGGUGGUGGCCUCCAUAACCAAGUUGAAUCACGAGGACGUCGUUUUACUCGCGAAAUGCGGUUGGAUGCACAGGCGGGCGUAUCCCAUGUCAACAAAUUGACG
Molecule: messenger RNA, 3416 nt
Organism: Ectocarpus sp. CCAP 1310/34
Lineage: Eukaryota; Phaeophyceae; Ectocarpales; Ectocarpaceae
Source: the annotation of a GenBank genome assembly